UCAUUGCUACUAAAUCUGUGCAUCAUAGCUAGUAUAAAAGUUAUAUUAUUAUACUAAGAGUUGCAGGAUUUCCAAAUAUUUCUAAUUCGAAUAAAUUGUCUCGUUUAUUUUAAAUCUCUAUUUGAGUUAACAUAAAACGGCGAAAAAACGACCAAACAGUCCUAUUAUAUUAUGUUUGCCGUAAACACUCGCCGCUUAUUACGUUUAGGUACAAAAGUUUUUGUACGAGAAAUUAGGCAAAGGAGGUUACCUGGACCAAACCCUGGUUUAGAUAAUCGAUUAGAAGAAUUUAGAAAAGGUGGUAUCAAGGUUACGGAUGAUGAUGCUGAAGAAUUUAUUGAGAAAUCAGACAGUACCUUUUUUGAUGUGGGUCAAGCAUACAAUGAACAUUUUAACGAGACCUUGAUUGGAAAAUAUAAAUUAAGACAUCAAAUUGUAAAGGAAAGAUAUUUCAAAGAGAACAUGCCAAACUUGUUAACCUGGAGUGAAAAAGAACAGAUUCGACAUUUAGCUACCACUAUGCCUGAUGAAUGGACUCCGCAAAAAAUAGCUGAAAGCUUCCCAGUUACAGAAGCUGUUGUUAAGAAACUACUCAAAUUUCCAUGGAAACCAGCCACAGAGCAAAGAAUUUCUAGACAUGAUGCUUCCGCGAUGAGGAAUUGGAGAGAACUAAAGGAGGGUACUCUAGAUAUACCUGAAAACUUAAGGCAACAUUUUCUUAAAUUCUCCGAAAGGACAAUACCACCCUUGAAAAAAUCUAGUAUUAAAAUUGAUGUGACUCAAGAGGAGAAAAUGGGCGAGUUUGAGAGAAUUAUUAAAAAAUGUGCCUCUGAAGGCCACAGUGAAAAUGAAAAUCUAACGGAAAACGAGACUAAUGUUCAUAAUAACACAGAAAAAGUAAAGAAAGAUAACAAAAAGCUCACUUUAGAUGAAUUAAGUAGUAAAAUUAAAAGUAGAUUAGAGAAAGGGAAAAAUGUUGAUCUACCCGAUCAACUUAUUAUUAGCUCAGUGUCAGAUGUUUCCAAGGCAAAACCUAAUAUAAGCCAGGACAUAGAACUAAGUAAUAUUGAUGAAAGUAAAUUAAGUGAGGUGACAGAUUUCAAAGAGGACUCAAAGAAGUUAGAAGUUUUAUCUGGCACCAAUUAUCCUGAAAGGAUAAGAAUUCCUAAAAAAGCCUACAAAAAAAAUGCUACUUUUAAGGUUAAUGACUGUUUCUACGAUCAUGAUGGAAGAUUUUUGUAUAGAGUUAUAGGAAUGACUGAAAAUUAAAACUAAGGAAAUAAUACAAUUAUUUAGAAGCUUGUUUUUAUAUAAAAUUAUAUGCCUUUAUUACAUUGUCCUUUAUGAUAAAAUAGAACAAGUCAAAUACUAAAUGCUAAGAUCAAAUUAUUGCAUGUCUUUUAUAUAACUAUGCGGUAUAUCUAUUCUUACAUAGAUGUGUGAUUACAUCGUUACAAAAAUACAUUUGUUACAUAUUUGUACAGAAUAAUGAACAUAAUAUGGCUUUAAGACAUCACAUCUGUUUCUAAAUAAAAUAAACUCUUCUAGGACAAACUGAAUAAAAUAGGAAUUUACUUACACACAAAAUGUGAUAUAAAUUGAUAUUUUCAACAAUAUUUAAAUUAAUGCUGAUAAGUAUUGGGAAAAGUGAAUUAGGUAUACAGAAAUCUAGUACAAAGUUCACUAAAGAGUCUGUGUAUCUGAUACAUAUGUAAAACACGAUUUGAGCCAACCACUAAGAUUGUCGGAAAGGUUUUAAACUAAAAUUUAAUAAAUGGUUUUAAAUAUG
Messenger RNA from Pieris napi, 1789 nucleotides. Its product is annotated as neugrin. The record is from RefSeq and is a predicted model, not a curated record. NCBI's taxonomy places the organism in Eukaryota, Metazoa, Arthropoda, Insecta, Lepidoptera, Pieridae. The transcript has 3 exons. Bases 172 to 1269 code for a protein of 365 amino acids. Gene Ontology annotation, cellular component: nucleus.